AUGUUGACCUGCCUGGAAUUUGCGCCUCACACAUUUACCUGUCUGAUCGCAUGCUUGACGUUCGUUUUUGCAAUCAAUGCGCUCGAUAUUGACAAGGAACUCAGGCCAAAGCUGUCAGCGAAUGCAUCAAUCGAUCAUCCAGCUGUAGCCGUGCGCUGGAGCGACUAUGACCCAUUGGCCCCCAACAGUAUCGUCAACAUCGCAUCCGAACAGGACGUGCUCUUGACUGUGCAAUACUGCAUCGCAAACGAUAUCACCUUUCUUGCCUCGGGCGGGGGCAACGGUUGGUCUACGACACUCAACAUUGGACCUGCCGACGUCAUCAUCAAUCUGCAGGGCAUCUCCGCAAUUACAUUUAAUGGAGGAAAGACAGAAGUCACCAUUCAAGGAGGCGCGAUCGUCAGAGACGUUGUCAGUGCGGCAUAUGACAAUGGCGCACAAGUCGUCACAGGCAAUUGUAAUUGUAUCGGCAUCUUCGGCGCGAACCUUGGCGCUGGGUACAGUCGCUUGAUGGGUCUCUAUGGAUUUGGAGUCGACAACGUCCUCUCGAUGACGGUGGUGAAUGCCGAUGGCAACUUCCAGACCAUUACUCCAGCAGACACAGAUCUUUGGUGGGCAUAUCGAGGGGCAGGAGCCAACUUUGGCAUCGUCACAUCAGCGACCGUGAAAUCUUAUCCAGUACCAACCGAACAAAACGGAGCCUGGCUUGGCCCUCUCAUAUUUGCGCCAGAGAAACUCGAGAUACUCGUCCAGGCCAUUAACGAUCUCGUCCUGGCCCCUGAAAUGGCCAUCUUUUUGUACUUCGCAGCGACUCCGCCAGGCUACACGCCCAGUAUUAUAGUUUUCCCCUUCUACCUUGGUACGGAAGCAGCAGGUAGAGCUGCCUUCAGCUCCAUCUUCGCAGUCGGACCGAUUACGGAACAAACAGCAUGGCAACCAUACAACGUGGUGAAUGCAGGAAGCGAAGCUUUCUGCGUCAGAGGUGGCCGCAAGCCAUCUUAUUCAGCUGCUGUCAACACCUUAAAUCCAACGAUCUUUCGCGCGAUCUGGAACGAGUAUCUUAGUUUCCUACAGAAUCCAGGCACGGAACAAACGACGGUCCUCGUGGAGCGUUACGCACUCGAAAAAGCGAAGUCAUUCGGCAACGAAUCCUCUUCUUACCCGUGGCGUUCGGCUGAGUAUAACGUUAUAGUUGAAACGUGGUAUGAUAAUUCAGCUCUAGAUGGCGCGGCCAAUGUCUUCGGCCAGAGUGUUCGCGCUCUCCUGUGGUUGGCAAAUGGAGGUACACCACCCGCUAGGUAA
Bacidia gigantensis is the source of this 1302-nucleotide messenger RNA. RefSeq lists its product as uncharacterized. Gene Ontology annotation, molecular function: FAD binding. The coding region runs from base 1 to 1302 and encodes 433 amino acids. Lineage: Eukaryota; Fungi; Ascomycota; Lecanoromycetes; Lecanorales; Ramalinaceae. The transcript is spliced from 2 exons. The record is from RefSeq and is a predicted model, not a curated record.